AUGGAGGGUAAGCGCAGAGCAAACACCGAAAAGGAUACAGAGAACCGGUAUUCUCUACAAGAAACCGCAAGCGAUGCAUCUCGUACUCCAGGUCCAGGAUGGCGUCCGGGACGUGAUCCAGCCAAUAUAGAAAUCAACAUCGGACCUAGACGAAGUCGAAGGCUUCGGUCAAGACAAGAGGAGCCUUCUCAAGAUGUACCUCAUACAGAUGAACAGCCAUCUCAGAGCACUUCAGCGGGCACCCAAGCCAAUCGACUGGAAGAACAGCGGACGACUACAUCAAGUUCCUCUGAGAUAGCUGCCCGGACUUCACCUGAUAUUCAUACUCGCACCAAAAGGGAGCGGCGACCAGUCCCUCCUGAUUGGGAGCCACCAAUGACGAUCGGCGCAUCACUUGGUACGAAUCUGAGCCGUCUAGAAAACGCAGAGCGAUCAGUCCUGCAGUGGGAGGCCAUCAUCGCCAACACCCGCAGAACGCAGCCGCGGGCAGACUUGUCGGGCCUCGAAAAACAGCGAGACAAGGCCAGACAGGAAUUUGAAUGGAUGGAAGAGUCCGACGAGAACUUGAUACCUGUUGGAGAGCUCGAAUCUACCAAAAGGCACCGUGUCCGAAAAAGAAUAGACCUUCUCACAACAUCACUUGGGCGUGAUGAGUGUCCAGCUGGUGACACUAACAUCCGUGCCGCAAUAAAAGCUUAUCAAACCGGGCAAAUUAAGUGCUGGGAUAGGUGGACUCUCAUUUAUGCUGGCCACUUGGCAGAUUUCUGUCCCUCGUAUGAGUCUUUCACCUUGGACCGAAAGGAGAGACUUGACCGAUAUCACAGUCAGUACGGCGAAGGCUGGCUCUGGUAUGAACCUCCUCUCGCUCCGGGAGGGAAUCACCAGGCUGAACAACUCAUGGCUGCCACUUGGGCACAGCCUUCUGCCGACUCGGGUUUGUUGACGGGUCACAAGCCCUACAAUUGGGAAAUAUCAAUGGGCUUCAAACGCGUGAAGGGUUUCCAUAGUCGCUUCACUCAAAGGGCGGGCAAAGCUGGCCGUAAAAAGAGCGGAAAGGUCUUGUUGUACCAGACGCAACUCAGAGAGCUUGGGUCGGACAAGAGGGCCCCUUGUUAUGUGGAGGACGACGACGAUGACACGACAGCACCCCGCGUGUGCUUCAAGAUGUUGCUUGACAGUGGGGCCACUCAUCCCUCUCUGCAUAAUACUGAUCUGCAGUAUAUCGGUAUCGACCGAAAGACAUACCCAGCACAGACACAUAUCGCUGUUUCUACUGCCGAGAGUUCAACCGCAGUCGCUAGAGUUUAUGAAAUGCGUGUCGACGUCUGCCGUUACAAUGGAGAGUCACUUGUAGGAGACGACCCCAUCUUUCCAAAUGAACGUCGGGAGCUGGGUGGCAUCGCACCGGUCAUGAUCCUGGUCAAGUCGACGCCAGAUGAGAGUGAGCCGCUGUCGGAGUGGUAUGAAGAAGCCCUGGACAACGGCGAGGAUGUCUCGGAGGAAGCAAUAGCGAAACGGUACAAAGGAUCUCAGGAAUCGCGCCUAUCAGGUAUGCUCCCGUUUCAAGUUUGUUACUUUGCUGGAGCUCCUGGGAAAUCGGUGUUUUGGUUCGGCGAAGACAGACGAGACGUUCUUGGGGCAGAUCGCAUGCCAGGUCAGCAACGGUGGGAGCUACAUUUGGAGCCCAAAGGCGUGCAGCGUCCGAAAGAGGUUUCUCACUUGGAUCGUCCGACAGUUGUCUUUGAUCACCAAAUGAAGGGACUGAAACUUCUCGACACGGAUUCCGCGACAGACUCGAGGACAAGCGUCUUGACCAUUGACGAUGCAACGAAGAAAAGACAAGUGGUGAUGAAGACAGGCAAAGAUCCAGAAGAGACAGUCAUUCAGAAAACUUCUAAAAGGAAGGCUCAAACUGGCUCUUCGACGAAUACAAAACCCUCGAGAAAGAGAACGAAGAAGUAG
Fusarium pseudograminearum CS3096 is the source of this 1962-nucleotide messenger RNA. RefSeq lists its product as uncharacterized. The record is from RefSeq and is a predicted model, not a curated record. The coding region runs from base 1 to 1962 and encodes 653 amino acids. The transcript has 2 exons. NCBI's taxonomy places the organism in Eukaryota, Fungi, Ascomycota, Sordariomycetes, Hypocreales, Nectriaceae.